This is a messenger RNA of Lachnellula hyalina, 2742 nucleotides long. RefSeq names its product Glycogen phosphorylase (gene GPH1). Lineage: Eukaryota; Fungi; Ascomycota; Leotiomycetes; Helotiales; Lachnaceae. Gene Ontology annotation, cellular component: cytoplasm. The record is from RefSeq and is a predicted model, not a curated record. The coding region runs from base 1 to 2742 and encodes 913 amino acids. Gene Ontology annotation, biological process: glycogen catabolic process. Gene Ontology annotation, molecular function: pyridoxal phosphate binding; glycogen phosphorylase activity. The transcript has 6 exons.
AUGUCUCCCAUUCUCGCCGGCAGCUUUAAGGACCCUUUCAACGGCAACAAACCCGCCGAAAACGUAAACAUGUCCAAACCCACAGCCCCGAGAGAGCGCCGUCCCUCGACGAGUGCCCCCAUCACCGAUAUUCAAGGUCCGGUUGGCCCGGGUUUCACAAGACCCAAGCAUAAGCGUACUUUUACGGGUUUUGGCGCUGGGGAAAUCAAGAGUGUUGAAGCGUUAAUCCCCGAACACCAACGUGAUGCCUGGAAGAAAUUCCAAGCCAAGCCAUGGGUAUCCAAAGACGAUUUUGAGAAAGAGGUCGUGCGCCAUGUCGAAACCACACUCGCUCGCAGCAUGUUCAAUUGCGACGAGACGGCUGCGUAUGCGGCUGCUAGUCUGGCCUUCAGGGAUCGCUUGAUCACUGAGUGGAACCGGACGCAGCAGAGGCAGACUUUCGCGGAUACGAAGAGGGUUUACUAUCUAAGUUUGGAGUUUUUGAUGGGCAGGGCGUUGGAUAAUGCUAUGUUGAAUGUGGGGUUGAAAAAUGUUGCUAAAGAGGGCCUCUCGGAACUCGGAUUCCGUAUCGAAGAUAUCAUCAACCAAGAACACGAUGCUGCGCUUGGAAAUGGUGGUCUUGGCAGACUUGCUGCUUGCUUCCUCGAUUCCAUGGCUUCCUUGAACUUCCCGGCUUGGGGAUAUGGUCUGAGAUACAAAUACGGCAUUUUCAAGCAGGAAAUUGUUGAUGGGUACCAGGUUGAGGUUCCAGAUUACUGGCUUGACUUCAAUCCUUGGGAAUUCCCUAGACACGAUAUUGUGGUUGAUGUCCAAUUCUACGGAGGCGUCAGAAAAUACCAGGACGAUGAUGGAAAGAAUGUCGCAGUAUGGGAAGGUGGUGAAAUUGUCAGGGCCGUGGCCUAUGAUGUACCAAUUCCAGGGUUCAACACUCCUACAACCAACAACAUGCGUCUGUGGUCCAGCAAAGCUGCUAGCGGAGAGUUUGACUUCCAAAAGUUCAACAGUGGUGACUACGAGAGCUCUGUGGCCGAUCAGCAACGAGCCGAGACGAUCAGCGCCGUGCUAUACCCCAACGACAACCUCGACCGUGGUAAGGAGCUUCGAUUGAAGCAGCAGUACUUCUGGGUUGCUGCCUCUCUGUACGAUAUUGUUCGACGAUUCAAGAAGUCCAAGCGUGCUUGGAGCGAGUUUCCCGACCAGAUUGCCAUCCAGCUGAAUGAUACUCAUCCAACACUUGCCAUUGUUGAGCUGCAGCGAAUCCUAAUUGAUAUGGAAGGCCUUGACUGGGAUGAGGCUUGGGCUAUUGUCACCAAUACUUUCGGCUAUACGAAUCACACUGUUCUCCCAGAAGCGUUGGAGAAGUGGUCCGUCCCGUUGUUCCAGAAUCUCCUCCCCAGACAUCUCCAGAUUAUCUACGACAUCAAUAUGUUCUUCCUGCAAAGUGUCGAACGCAAGUUCCCUGGUGACCGAGACAUGCUCGCGCGCGUUUCAAUCAUUGAGGAGUCUCAGCCGAAGAUGGUUCGUAUGGCCUUCUUAGCCAUAGUAGGCUCUCAUAAGGUCAAUGGAGUUGCAGAGCUUCACUCAGACUUGAUCAGGACCACAAUUUUCAAGGACUUCGUCAAGAUCUUUGGACCUGACAAAUUCACCAAUGUCACCAACGGAAUCACACCAAGACGCUGGUUGCAUCAAGCUAAUCCAAGAUUGUCGGAAUUGAUUGCCAGCAAGACUGGCGGUCUUGGUUUCUUGAAGGAUCUCAAUGUUCUUAAUGAACUCGAGAAAUUUGCGGAUGACAAGGAAUUCAAGAAGGAGUGGGCUGAGAUCAAGUAUGCCAACAAGGUCAAGCUUGCCAAGUACAUCAAAAGCACUACCGGAGUAACGGUCAAUCCCUCUGCAUUGUUUGAUAUUCAAGUCAAGCGGAUACACGAGUACAAGCGUCAACAAUUAAACAUCUUUGGUGUUAUCCACCGAUACUUGACCAUCAAGGCUAUGACCGCCGAAGAACGAAAGAAGCUGGCACCUCGUGUGUCAAUCUUUGGUGGCAAGGCUGCUCCUGGGUACUGGAUGGCCAAGACUAUCAUUCAUCUCAUCAACAAUGUUGGUGCAGUGGUUAACAAGGACCCAGAUGUUGGCGAUCUCCUGAAGGUAAUUUUCUUGGAAGACUACAAUGUCUCCAAGGCAGAGAUAAUCACUCCAGCUAGUGAUAUUAGUGAGCACAUCUCCACUGCUGGUACUGAAGCCAGUGGUACAUCCAACAUGAAGUUUGUCUUGAAUGGAGGUUUGAUUAUCGGGACUUGCGACGGCGCCAAUAUCGAAAUAACCCGCGAAAUCGGUGAGAAUAACAUCUUCCUCUUCGGCAACCUCGCCGAAGACGUGGAAGACCUCCGUCACACGCACAACUACGGCUCUCAUACAUUGGACCCCGACCUCGUCAAAGUCUUUGACUUGAUCAAAUCCGAUGCUUUUGGCGACGCCGGCGCGUUUGGCGCCCUCACCGGCUCCAUCGAAGACCAUGGGGAUUAUUACCUCGUUUCCGAUGAUUUCCACUCUUACAUUAAGACUCAGGCGCUUGUGGAUGAGGCGUACAAGAACCAGGACGAGUGGAUUACGAAGACGAUUUUGAGUGUGGCGAGGAUGGGAUUUUUCAGUAGUGAUCGAUGUAUUAAUGAGUAUGCGGAGAUGAUCUGGAAUGUGGAGCCGCUGCCGGUUGAGAAGGAGAGUGGGUUGGGGAAGGAAGAAUUGUGA